CCUAACCCUCGAUCAGAGAAGGCCAGUUGAACAAACGAUCAUGAGCUUCUGAAAGUUAACUUGCCCUAAUAAGACACCUGCAACGCAGGCUAUAAUGCCCCUGUCUCUGGGGCCAAUUUUUGUUACAAAUCUCCCUUCAUGUCUGUGGGUCGGCCCCACGGGAAGGCCGCCGAUACCUGCACGAGGCUUCCACUAGAACUCAACUAACAACAACAAUAAAUGGAGGGUUGUGUUAUCGAGGCUAGAGAUGUUGAUGAAAGUUCGAUUUCGGAGGGUCAUACGAGUUGGACUGUGCUUUGCAGGGAUAGCAGCCCUAAUAUAUUUACUCGUACGCCUCUUCGUACCACCAAGUCAUCGCCGAAUAGAUCUUAGGAAAUAUCAAAGCAAUUUUCCCAUCCUGUCCCCUUCCAUUGAACCACGAGUUACCGACUUCGAAGACUUAUUCGUUCUGGUGAUAGUUUCAACUUCGCCCGACGACAAGAUGAAAAGAAGAGAUACAAUACGUCGUACUUGGGGUAAAUGUGACAAAACUAACAACAAUUACAAAUGGAAGGUUGUAUUCAUGAUGGGCAAAUCGUUGAAUAGCGACAUGAAUGAAAAAUUAAUGGCGGAACACAAACAGCAUGGAGAUCUUCUUAUAGCUGAUUACAUCGACAAGUAUCGAAACAUCACGACAAAACUUCUCAUGUCAUUUAAGUGGGCGACACAAAUUAGAUGUAACUAUAUUCUGAAAACUGACAGCGAUGUUUACGUUGACAUUCCCGAGUUAAUAAAAUGGAUGCUGAAUCGAGGCGAUCCAAAUUCUCUCUACGGUGGUGUUCUGUACAGAGGAAUUGUAGUGAGGGAUACAUCACACCGUCACUACGUGACUAAAGACGAUCUUUCUUUGAACUAUUAUCCACAGUUUUGUAAAGGCUCUAUGUAUGUCCUGUCGGCGAGUGUACUUCCAAAAAUGCUCGACUUAUCAAGGCAGGUCACUCGAAUUGGACCUGAUGAUGCUUACGUAGGAUUGUUAGCAGAUCAACUGGGAAUAUCUCCAGUGGGAAUUGACAGAUUUUUUCAGAAAAGUCUCUUACCGUAUAUCUUCUGGUUUAUGAGUAAAUGUGAGUUGAGAGAUCUCCUUGGAAUUGGUGACUCACUAACUCCAAGUCAAUUGAACUACAUUCAUGAAGUGAAGCACGCCUCUUCUUCCUCUUACUAUCUUUGUAUUUCGUUGCUUGAGAAAUUUUUCCUAUUUAUAUUAUUUUUAAUCAUUUUAACGUGUCUGCCGUUUUUAGGUCGUAGAAGGUUUUCUACAAGGAUUUCAAAAGGAAAAUGAGAUCGUGUUUGAUUAUCUCUUCAUUAGUUCAAUUAGUACAUUCAUACAUUCAUUUGUGCAAUCAUAAACUAAGUGGAACAAAAUUGAGUCUGGAACUACAAGUAUAAUUUCUGACCAAAAUUGCAAGAUACAAACUUCAAUUACCACUCUUUUACACCUAUGAACAAUCACAAAGUUGUGGUUCUUUAAUAACUGUAAGAAAUUAAAUUCAUUCAUAUUUUGGGGUAAAAAAAAAGGGUUAGUGGGGACAAAAGUUGUUAAAUUUCCCACACAUGGCUUUUUUGUUUCACUUCCCCACAAUUUGAUUGGUUGCUUUAAAGAAGCCUUGAAAUUUGAUUGGUUAUGUUGCUGAAGUUUCUCUCUCAUUGAAUUAGAAAAAGAUGCAAUUUAGAGUUAGAUAUUGCACAAUUUGUGAAUGAGUUGCAUUGCUGAGAGCUAAUCACAUUGCAAGGAUUGCCAGAGAUUUAAAAGUGACUGCACCAAAAAUGAUAUCAAAUUCUCAGAGCUAUAAUAAAAGAGUCACUUAUGAGA
Messenger RNA from Pocillopora damicornis (cauliflower coral), 1849 nucleotides. RefSeq names its product beta-1,3-galactosyltransferase 5. Gene Ontology annotation, molecular function: hexosyltransferase activity. Lineage: Eukaryota; Metazoa; Cnidaria; Anthozoa; Scleractinia; Pocilloporidae. Gene Ontology annotation, cellular component: Golgi membrane. Gene Ontology annotation, biological process: protein O-linked glycosylation. The record is from RefSeq and is a predicted model, not a curated record.